UCCAGGACCACCAGGACCAGCUGGCCCGCCAGGAAAGCGCGGACGGAAAGGAAAAAAAGGAGAAGUAGGAGAACCAGGCCCCGCGGGUGACAAGGGUCAAAAAGGAGAAAUGGGCUACCGGGGUCCGACAGGGGUGCGCGGAUUUCCGGGAUUUCCGGGUCCAAUUGGUUUAGACGGUCCGAAAGGGGAACCAGGUCGACCUGGGGAGAAGGGCCAAAAGGGACAAGUUGGAAGCGCCGGAAUUGAUGUUCUACAGGCAGUGAAAGGACUGAAAAGAUCUGUAACGACGCUUCGAGGAGGAACCUUGGGGUAUGCAGAGAUUGUUGCUGUCAAGGGGCUACAGGAAAGGGGCCAUAACAUUUCCGGGGAAACUAUCAUCACGCUCAAAGGAGAACCUGGUGAACCAGGUCCGCCUGGACCUCCGGGUCCUCCUGGUCCUGAGGGAAUGCCAGGACACGACGGAAGACAAGGGAUGCCAGGAGAACCAGGUCCAGCUGGCGAAAGAGGAGAACCUGGACCUAUGGGCCCUAUGGGUCCUCCAGGUGAAGAUGGGCUUAUAGGACCAAAGGGUGAAAAAGGAGAUAAGGGUGAACGAGGGUUGACGACGACUUUAGCAGGGGACCAGUUCCCGACUGGUAUCAUCGAAGGACCCCCGGGACCACCAGGACCACCAGGCGAGAAAGGUGACGUUGGUCUAAUGGGCCCUCCUGGUGUACCCGGACUAGACGGCCCACCCGGCCCACAGGGCCCACCUGGUCUUCCUGGACUUAUCGGUCCAAAAGGUGAGAAAGGCGAAUAUGGCGAUAUUGGACCUCCAGGACUGAUGGGUCCUCCUGGUCUACCGGGUCCUCCAGGUUAUCCUGGACAGAAAGGAGAGAAGGGAGAAAAAGGCGAAUCGAAGUACAAAAAAUUGAGAAGGCGACAGUUCCAGGGAGACGGUACCGGAGAAGUGACCGCCGGCGAGGUGGUUAUGGGCCCACCAGGACCACCUGGUCCUCCUGGAACGCCAGGAUUACAAGGACCUCCUGGCAUUAAGGGUGAUAGAGGAAUGGAUGGAAUAAAAGGCGAACCGGGAGAGAAGGGUUCAAAGGGAGAUCCAGGACCAAUGGGUUUACCUGGUCCAAUGGGUUUAAGAGGGGAAAUUGGACGGCCAGGUGAUUAUGGAAAGCCAGGGCCCAUGGGCCCGCCGGGUCUCGAUGGAAUGAAAGGCGCUCAAGGUGAACCUGGAAGCAAAGGAGAAAGAGGAGACCCUGGUUUACCUGGUACAGAUGGAAUUCCCGGUCAGGAGGGGCCGAAAGGUGACAAAGGAAGUAAGGGUGAAGCUGGCCCAAUAGGUAAAAGAGGAAGAAAAGGUGAUAAAGGUGACAAAGGAGAUCAAGGGGUUCCAGGAUUAGAUGCACCGUGUCCUUUGGGCACAGAUGGUUUGCCUCUACCAGGAUGUGGUUGGAGACCACCAAAGGAAGCAAAUCGACUGGUGCCGCCUCCCACUAGCCACUCUGACUUUGAUAUUGAGGAUCCAGUUGACGACAAUGCCGAUGAUUAUGAAGAAGUCGAUGAGGAGUAUGAGGAAUAUCCCGAAAUGAACCAGGCGCUUCCUGUUUCUGCAUCGGCCAUUUAACAUUUAAUUAACUUUUUCGUAUUUUUAGUGCUCACUUUAUUAACUUGAACUGACAACGUGUAUUGCGAACCCAAGGACAUCUAAAGUACUUAUAGUGCCAAUAAGUGUAUGUGUUUUGUAAAUAGUGUUCCGUCAGAGACUGAUCUUGGACUUCCAGUGAUUUUUUAAACUAGUUUUAGAAAGUUAAAAGUAUAAUUUAUUCGUUGUUAAGUAAAUAUAUACAUAUAGUUUUUUACUGUAUAGUCCAAAUGUCUAAUAUUUAUUGUUCCUCCAAAUAUAAAACUUAGUGUAGGUGUAAUAGAAUUUCAAGAUGUAAAGGUUUAUUAUUAAUGUAUACGAUAUUUAUUUAAAAUAACAUAUAACUAUUGUAAUAACUGGAUACACGAUAAGCCGUAAAUUGUUGUCUAAAUUAUAUAACACCAUAAAUUUACUAAUUAAAUUGUUGUAAUUCUUUUUUAGCCAGAAAUAAAAGUGCGUUGUAUAUUC
Molecule: messenger RNA, 2104 nt
Organism: Anoplophora glabripennis (Asian longhorned beetle)
Lineage: Eukaryota; Metazoa; Arthropoda; Insecta; Coleoptera; Cerambycidae
Product: collagen alpha chain CG42342
Exons: 23
Coding region: 110-1618 (502 amino acids)
Source: RefSeq, a predicted model, not a curated record